Messenger RNA from Porites evermanni, 615 nucleotides. The record is from the annotation of a GenBank genome assembly. NCBI's taxonomy places the organism in Eukaryota, Metazoa, Cnidaria, Anthozoa, Scleractinia, Poritidae.
AUGAAAUCUACAGUAUUGAUUCUUCUUUGUUUGACGCACUUGUUUUCACUGCUGGUAAAAGAGACUGAUUGUAUCGGGGGAUAUUCCGUUAUGAAAGGAAACAAUGGGAAGGUAGUGACCAUUUUUUUAUUGCCAUAACUGUUAUGAUAACUAUUCCAACAGGAAGGAGGCUAAACCAACUUUCUAGUUGGUUCCUCUUUUUAGAGUUCAUUGUCAUGUUUUUUGCUUAAUCGGUGUUUGUCAUCACCCAAAAGAAAAUGUGGUCGUCUUUAAACUAUAGAGAAACUUACAUGAUGAUUAAACAGACGUCAAGGGAACACUCGCUCGCUUCGUAAGGCGAGCUUUAUUAAAAUAAAGCUCAACUCUCACAAAGACUGGUUUAAUUAUUAUACAAAAUAUGGUAUGGAAAGUUCAUGUCUUUCUUAGGCUAAUAAAUUUCUAUCACAGAGUGCCUACCUGAAAUGGGUUCAGCCUACUGCGGAAUUCAUCGUUUUUUUGUUGUUGUUUUGUUUUCAGGAGACGAGACCGAACUACCGGCGCAAUAUUUGUGCAGCCGCUCGUGAGUUGGAUUGCAAACGGGAAUUAGAGGAGGAUCAGCAGCAGGAGCAGCGAUAA